This is a messenger RNA of Protomyces lactucae-debilis, 1310 nucleotides long. Its product is annotated as ornithine carbamoyltransferase OTC/ARG3. Gene Ontology annotation, biological process: L-citrulline biosynthetic process. The transcript has a single exon. Gene Ontology annotation, cellular component: mitochondrion. Gene Ontology annotation, molecular function: amino acid binding; ornithine carbamoyltransferase activity. NCBI's taxonomy places the organism in Eukaryota, Fungi, Ascomycota, Taphrinomycetes, Taphrinales, Protomycetaceae. The coding region runs from base 111 to 1172 and encodes 353 amino acids. The record is from RefSeq and is a predicted model, not a curated record.
UGCAAUGUUCCAAUAGUCGCAAUCUUCAACUUCUGUGCCAUCUGAACUCUUGAUCGCCGAGAUAACGCCAGAGCUGACCUGGUCUUGGUACCAGCAGACAUACACCCUCCAUGAAGGCUCUGAGUCCUCUACGUUCACUCAGGCCAGUGCGGCAUAUCCGCAGUAUCGUCAAUGAAGCAACGCCAGCCACACCGGCGACGUCACCCUUUGCACCACGACAUCUCCUGUCCAUCUCGGAUCUAAGCAAUGCUGAGGUCAAAACCAUCGUGUCGCGCGCGCGAGAAAUCAAGUCCAUCACGAAGCAUGGCAAUACGGGUAAUUCGGGACAUGGUCUGCUCUCACAUCAAUCGGUAGCCCUGCUCUUUUCGAAACGAUCGACACGGACGCGUGUGUCUACAGAAGCUGCAGUGUGUCAUCUUGGUGGUAACAGCAUGUUUCUAGGGAAAGAUGAUAUCCAGCUUGGUGUGAAUGAGUCCAUGUAUGAUACAUCACGGGUCAUUUCAAGUAUGGUUGCGUGUAUGGUUGCUCGAGUCAAUGCGCAUGCCGACGUCGCAGCCUUGGCCAAGGACAGCACGGUUCCUGUGAUCAAUGCGCUCUGCGAUCUCUAUCACCCCUUACAAGCACUCACAGACCUGAUGACUAUUGAAGAGACGUUUCGAGAUGGUGUCAAAGGGCUGAAGCUCGCUUGGGUUGGCGAUGCGAAUAAUGUCCUGAAUGAUUUGGCUGUUGUCUGUGCCAAGAGUGGUAUCCACGUCACUGCUGCGACGCCCAAGUCACGGCCAGUGGAUCAAGACAUUCUCGAACUUGCACGCGCCGCUGGUGAUGAGACGGGUGCGCGUAUCCAAGUGACGAGUGACCCGCUCGAGGCUGUCCGUGAAGCGGAUAUCAUCGUGACAGACACCUGGAUCUCAAUGGGCGAAGAAGCACAAAAGGAGAGCAAAAUGAGGGAGUUUGCAGGUUACCAAGUCUCUGAGGAGAUGUGUGCACAAGGCGGUGCAAAAUCAGGCUGGAAGUUCAUGCAUUGCCUACCGCGCCAUGAGUACGAAGUGACGGAUGAGGUUUUCUACAGCCCGCGAUCAGUUGUCUUUGAGGAGGCCGAGAAUCGCAAGUGGAUCAUGAUUGCUGUGCUCGAGUGGCUCCUACUUGCGAGUCAGAAGCGUGUUCCCUUGUGAGCCUUGUAGAGGCCUGCGAUAGGAAUAUUAUGCGUGCAUCUAUAGACCAUACGCCCGCAGUGCGGCAUCCCCCUCUGCAUCACUCUCAGCUGCUACUGGCUCCGUCUUUUCUGUUUCUGCCAUCAUAGUCAAUGGGUC